Molecule: messenger RNA, 3532 nt
Organism: Strongylocentrotus purpuratus (purple sea urchin)
Lineage: Eukaryota; Metazoa; Echinodermata; Echinoidea; Camarodonta; Strongylocentrotidae
Gene: ruvbl1
Product: ruvB-like 1
Exons: 9
Coding region: 146-1519 (457 amino acids)
Biological process (GO): regulation of transcription by RNA polymerase II; box C/D snoRNP assembly; chromatin remodeling
Cellular component (GO): Ino80 complex; R2TP complex; NuA4 histone acetyltransferase complex
Molecular function (GO): DNA helicase activity; ATP hydrolysis activity; ATP binding
Source: RefSeq, a predicted model, not a curated record
UUUGUAGACGCUUUUCACUGAUCCCACUCGUUGUCACUGGUGUCGGAUAGAAGCAAAUUCAGCUUACAUUUUUAAGCAUCAAAUCUAGAAAUAACUAGAAACAUUUUCUAAUAGUGAAAUAUAUACCUGAGUAAUAACACCAAUCAUGAAGAUCGAGGAGGUGAAAAGUACCACGAAAACCCAGAGAAUCGCAAGUCAUACUCAUGUGAAGGGAUUGGGACUUGAUGAUUCUGGAAAUGCAUCAUCAUCAACAACUGCUGGUCUUAUUGGCCAAGAAAUGGCCAGAGAGGCUUCUGGAGUUGUUGUGGAGUUGAUCCGAUCCAAGAAGAUGGCCGGCAGAGCCAUCCUCUUGGCAGGACCUCCUGGGACAGGCAAGACGGCUCUAGCCCUUGCCAUAGCUCAGGAGCUUGGCAACAAGGUUCCCUUCUGCCCUAUGGUUGGCAGUGAGGUUUUCUCAUCAGAGAUUAAAAAGACAGAGGUCCUCAUGGAGAAUUUCAGACGAGCAAUAGGUCUUCGUAUAAAAGAAGGGAAGGAGGUGUAUGAGGGAGAAGUCACAGAAUUGACCCCUUGUGAAACAGAAAAUCCUAUGGGAGGUUAUGGGAAGACAGUGAGUCACGUAAUCAUCGGUCUGAAGACAGCCAAAGGUACGAAGCAGCUCAAACUAGAUCCUUCCAUCUAUGAGAGUCUACAGAAAGAGAAGGUUGAAGUUGGUGAUGUGAUCUACAUCGAGGCAAACAGUGGAGCUGUCAAGAGGCAAGGUAGAUCAGACACAUAUGCAACUGAGUUUGAUCUGGAGGCUGAGGAGUAUGUACCAUUGCCAAAAGGAGAUGUUCAUAAAAAGAAAGAGGUCAUCCAAGAUGUCACACUUCAUGACCUUGAUAUUGCUAAUGCAAAACCACAGGGAGGUCAAGAUAUCUUAUCCAUGAUGGGCCAGCUAAUGAAACCCAAGAAGACAGAGAUCACAGACAAGUUACGCAAAGAGAUCAACAAGGUUGUCAACAAGUACAUCGACCAGGGUGUGGCCGAGUUGGUACCCGGCGUACUGUUUAUCGAUGAGGUACACAUGCUGGACAUUGAGUGCUUCACAUACCUUCACAGAGCCCUCGAAUCAACGCUCGCUCCCAUCGUCAUAUUUGCCACCAACAGGGGCAAAUGCACAAUUAGGGGUACAGAGGAUGUUCAAUCACCCCACGGCAUUCCCCUUGAUCUCCUAGACAGAGUAAUGAUCAUCAGAACACUUCCAUACUCACAGGAGGAAAUGAUGCAGAUUCUGCGGAUCAGAGCACAGACAGAGAGUAUCCAAAUCGAAGACGAUUCCCUCAACAUGCUUGGUGAAAUUGGCACCAAGACAACCCUCAGAUAUGCUGUUCAGCUUCUGACACCAUCAAGUAUCCUGGCCCGUAUCAACGGUAAGGACAGCAUAGGAGAAGAUGAAAUCAAUGAGAUCAAUGAGCUCUUCUACGAUGCAAAGUCUUCGGCCAAGAUCCUUGCAGCUGCAGCAGACAAGUACAUGAAGUAAUCCACUCAUAUCUGAUUUCUCAUCCAAUAUUGUCUUCAAAAUUGAAAUAUCCCUGUAAGAUUUAGAAGUCUGUCUCGAACCUGUUGCUUACUACCUCUGGUAUGUUGUUGCCAGCAGGAAGUCCAUUCAUCAUAUGAAAGCAAACUGUGACCCACUAUUAAAGACGGAUGCUGAGUCAGUUGACGGGGGCUGUACAUUAAACUUACACAAGAGGGUUUUAUGUCUCUUCCUUUGUGCCAACUGUGAAUGCAUAAUCAGUAGUAAGGUUUCUAGAUCUUCCUUUUCCAAAACGUGUGUCCUAAGCUGUUUUUAAACUGCUAAAUAAAAAACUGAAGAGAUAGGCCUAAUCAUAGGGGUGUUGACAAAGGCAUUCUGGGGAAAAUAGCAAAUCCAAAGAAUAGGUUAACAUUCAUUUGCUUGAAUUGAUAUGAUAUGAAUUUUAAAAUUUGAUUAUAUUAUCACUGAUCCACUGAUUGAAAGCUUGAUCUUGGUCGGGUUAGUCAUGUCAUCAUAUUUCAUAAUGACAUAUUGUCUGUUUGGAGUUAGAAGGGCACUAACUCUGUUUAUAUAAUGAGUUAGCACCCUUCUGACUUCAGACAAUGUGGACCUUCCUUUCAGUUUAAAAUAAUAAAGAUCAUUUUUGAUAGAUUUGAUUCACAGUGAGUGAUGUUAAUAAUAAUAAUAAUAUGUCUUGUUUACCCAGGGUAGCCUCAUCAGUAUUCAUACUGUUCUCCCUGAGGGCCCUGCAAUCAUAUUAUGUUCUACGUGUUGAUACUCUUGGUAGUGUUGAUAAUAUGGAUACUGUAGGAAAAGGGGGGAAAAAAAAUCAAAUUUUAUUUUGUACCAACCUGUAUGAGAAUACACUCCAAUGUGUAAUGUGACAUCUGCAUAAUUAUGAUGAUGGUACCCAAUUCUUACCAAAUUUCUUGAUGUUUCAUGAAUGGAAUAAGCACAUAUUAAACCAUUAGGUACUUGAAAGUUAGUUCAGUAAUGAUACUCUAAUGGUCUACAUGAGAAAUAUGUGUGAGCUUUGAUGUAGUCUUAAAAGUUUAUGCAUUGUCAUGAUUUCCAGUUUUUGACUGAAAUAUGGACUCUCUUAUACACUUAAUGCAACAUUUUAAAAAUGUCAUUGUCAAGUAUGUUAAAAAUGUUUGCUCUACUUCAUCACUCGAAAUAUUUAUAAUACAAUCGGAUCCAAUCCAUAUACCAGUGGAGAUAAUUAUGAAGCACUUUGCAACUCCAAGGAAAAGAUGUUAUACAAAGUGUUUUUUAGAUUGAUUGGAUGGGGUUGGAUACUUAAUAUUUUGCAUUUAAAACAGUCAGGGUUGCCCAUGUAAAAUUUUUAUAUGCACAAUUUGUAAAUGACCUAGGAGGCGCAAUAGCUCAGUUGGUAGAGCAGUGGUCUCGUAAUCUGGUGACCCUGGUUUAAAACCAAGUCGAUGCGCUAGUGCCAUUUGGUAAGGCAUUAAUCCUCACUACCAGGUCCCUAGGAGCCGUCGGCCGUCUGGUUGCUUACUCACAAGCAUUUAUGCUUUCUUAGCAGUCUGGUAGAAUAACCAUGACAUCAACCUGUAAUAUCAAAUGAGGAACUAGAAUGCUUUUUACUCUUUUGUCCAUACACUGUAAUGUCUUUCCAUCUUUAGAACCAGUAGACUUCUUUCUGAAGAUCAGCAUCAUAUUCAAGGUGCUCAGUUCUUAGACAAUCUCUAUUUUUUUGUAACAAGAUGGAAAAACAAAACAGUACUUGUUUGCUUUGCAACUGGCAAGUUUUUUCUUAUUCCCAUUUUAUGUCACUUUUUUCAAACAUUUCCAGCUGUUUUGUUAUUCACUUUGCUCUUCACACAAUUAUUGUGUUUAUAUUGUGUAUAAUAAUGUAAAUUAUGUGAAAGCAAUUGAUUGAAUGCACUUGAUAUGUCAUAGAGUGAACUUUCUGAGUUAUGAAAAGUGUCAUUUUCUUUUUCUUUUUUGUUUGUUUUUCAAUAAAAGAUACUUUUACCAUGUAUGUUUUCCAAA